GGGGGCGGGGCGCGCGGCGCCGCACGCGCGCUGAGGGCAGCGCAGGGAAGGCGGCGGCUCGCGCCUCCCGCGCCCACCGGAGCGGGGGCACCCGGCGGGGCGGGGCCGCGGCGCGACUGCACCAAGAUGACACCAGCAACUCGACAAGAAGUUCUCGGCCUUUACCGCAGGGUUCUGCGAAUAGCCAAGACCUGGCAGUCGGCAUCAGGACAGACAGAGGAAACCACGAGAGAGAAGGAGUACAUUAGAAAUGAAGCCAGAACCUUAUUCCGGAAAAACAGAAAUGUAACAGAUCCAAACCUGAUUAAGCAGUGCAUAGAAGAAUGUGAGGCAAGAAUAGAAAUUGGACUUCACUAUAACAUCCCCUACCCGAGACCUAUCCACCUGCCUCCUAUGGGCCUUGCCCAUAAACAAGGCCGUACAUUGCGACACCAGGAAAAGUUAAGGAAGAUUUCUAAGCCAAUAUACCUGAAAUCCCAUGAUGAAGUUUCAUAAGCCACCAUUUAAGCUGUGGUGUGUAAUCACAUCCUUUCAACUGUGAACUGCAAUCCAGGUGAUUUGUGUGCACGACUGUGAAUAGUGUGGUCACUUGCUCACACAUUUCCUGAGGCCAAAAAGCCAAUUGAUCCAUUGUGUAUGAUGGAUAAGGUUGGUUUAGUAUUUAUUACGUUUCAACCACUGACUUGUCAAUAAAAGUAACACUUUUUAAGGA
Molecule: messenger RNA, 712 nt
Organism: Passer domesticus (house sparrow)
Lineage: Eukaryota; Metazoa; Chordata; Aves; Passeriformes; Passeridae
Gene: LYRM1
Product: LYR motif containing 1
Exons: 4
Coding region: 127-495 (122 amino acids)
Cellular component (GO): mitochondrion
Source: RefSeq, a predicted model, not a curated record